GGCGCGGCGUGGAGGUGAGCGGGGGCCACAGCCCGGGCCUAGGGGACCCGUCGGGGUGUAAGCGGGCCAGGCUGGCUAGGCAGGAGCGGGCCUGGGACCCGAGUCGUUAGCGAGGGUUAGAGACAUGAGGCUGAGUUGGAUCCUGCCGGUCCUGUCCCUCUGCCUGAGUGCCCUGGCCACGGCUGCUACCGGGGCCGAAGGUGGCAAAAGGAAGCUGCAGAUUGGUGUCAAGAAGCGUGUGGACCACUGCCCCAUCAAGUCCCGCAAGGGGGAUGUGCUGCACAUGCACUACACGGGAAAGCUGGAAGACGGGACGGAGUUUGACAGCAGCCUUCCCAAAAACCAGCCCUUUGUCUUCUCACUGGGCACAGGCCAGGUCAUCAAGGGCUGGGACCAGGGUCUGCUGGGGAUGUGUGAGGGGGAGAAGCGGAAGCUGGUGAUCCCUUCAGAACUGGGGUAUGGAGAGCGGGGAGCACCCCCAAAGAUCCCAGGCGGUGCAACGUUGGUGUUUGAGGUGGAACUGCUCAAAAUCGAACGACGAUCCGAACUCUAGCCCAAAGGGGUGUAUGUGAGCGGGGCAGCCAAGAGGCCACCAGGGACCAGACUGUUUCAACAAACAUACAUAGGCGAAAAACAAACCAACAAAAAACCAAAACCCUUAAAA
This is a messenger RNA of Suncus etruscus (white-toothed pygmy shrew), 664 nucleotides long. It is a transcript of the gene FKBP2, whose product is annotated as FKBP prolyl isomerase 2. NCBI's taxonomy places the organism in Eukaryota, Metazoa, Chordata, Mammalia, Eulipotyphla, Soricidae. The record is from RefSeq and is a predicted model, not a curated record. Gene Ontology annotation, molecular function: peptidyl-prolyl cis-trans isomerase activity. The transcript is spliced from 6 exons. Gene Ontology annotation, biological process: protein peptidyl-prolyl isomerization. The coding region runs from base 125 to 553 and encodes 142 amino acids.